AUGUCUAGAUCCGUCAGCCAACGAAACAGCAGUAUCGUCCGGCGAACACGAAAGUUUGUUAAACAUGAGAAUUGGUCAGGCGGUACUCCACCUGCACCGAAGGAAGUGCCAGACUAUAACCAAAAAUUCACCAAAUCUUGGAACUUCGUCAAGGUUGUUUAUUUUGUUAAUUUCAUUCUUCACCUUCUCAACCGUAUCUCAUACUUGCAGAACAAUACAUUCUUGAAUCUGGAUGCUAAGCAUCCAGAUGAACGUCAACUAUGUUCCAACACACUUGCAAGCUAUGGUCAACAGCCUCGUUACAGAGUCUACCUGGAUCGACGAGGUACAACUGAAUGUCUUGAAUAUCUCUUCAAGAACGAAGUUCUUGGCACACUAGUUCGUUUGAGCGAAGCAGACAGGCCUUUCGGCAUUCAAACUGAGGUUCUUCGUGCGGUCCAAAAUAUGGUCGUUCUACUGGACGAGCAAUUCCUUGUCCACUCUGCCACUCAUAACUUCGACUACUCCGUAACUAUCGUUGAAGCUGAAGAACGAUACCAGAUUGAAGGUGCAAGUGCUCAAGACAUAUUGCGCGCGCUGGUGGCAGUUGUACACCGGUAUACUGGGGAUACACAUGCCGUUCUCGGGACUCCUUCCUCUGUUCUUCAUAUCGAUCUUUCUCCCGAAGACUAUCUAGAUUCAAUACACGUAACAGAGACCGAGUCAUUAAAUACCGGAGACCUAAACGUCUUCCUUUUGCAUUUGCACCUCGCUCUUGUCAUCCAAAAUCGCACAACUCCUAUCGGCCAUGUCCAAUCAAAUGCGGCCAAAAACCCGGAAAAAGCAGCUAUCAUCACUCAAACCAGAACUUACAAGUUGAAGUAUGGUUCGUUACUCAAUGCAGCAAAUUCUUUUUCAAAUCAUCUGCUGGAACAUGGAGUUCAGCGCGGAGAUGUGGUGAUGAUAUAUGCUCAUCGAUCUGCUGACCUCGUUCUGGCGGUGCUUGGGACACUCGGUGCUGGUGCAACAUUCAGUGUCAUCGAUCCUGCAUAUCCGCCUGAAAGGCAGAUCGUCUACCUCUCCGUUGCACGCACAAGGGCAGUCAUUAUACUCCAGGGUGCCCAGGACCUCAAUCCUGUCGAUGAACUGCGAGGAUAUUGGGAGAAAGAUUUGGGCGGUGUGAAAGUCUGCAUCGAGGGUGUUAGCCUGGGCAAAGAUGGCACUGUGCACGCGGACGGAUCAAUCUUGAAAGUAAACGUAGCAGAUCCUGGUGUAGUUCUGGGCCCGGACUCAAUUCCAACGCUCUCUUUCACUAGCGGGAGUACAGGUGUUCCGAAGGGUGUUAGGGGAAGACAUUACAGCCUGACGCACUUCUUUCCUUGCAUGCCUACCCUUAGUCUUGGCCCCGAGAGCAGAUUCACAAUGCUGAGCGGAUUGCACACGAUCCAAUUCAAAGAGAUAUUAGUAUUCACUCUUCUCUUCCUUGGCGCAUCUCUCCAUGUACCACCGUCAAGUGCUAUCGGGACCCCGGGUGCUCUCGCUGCCUGGAUGGAUGAGCAAAGUGUCACCGUGACGCAUUUGACUCCAGCUAUGGGGCAAUUGGUUACUACUACUGGUGUAAAUGAAGAUAUCACCCCUACUCAGAAAACUAUUCUAAACCUCUUUGCUUCCCUUCUUCCAAGAUUUACCCCAGGCUUCACAGGAGGAUCAUUUCCUUCCAUUCCCUCGAAUGAAUCAUUUUUCGAUCUCGGUGGACAUUCCAUCCUCGCUAUACGUCUCGUUUUUGAGAUGCGUAGAGCCUUUACAGUGUUGAAGGAUCGCAUUAGUCUGGGAGUUGUUUACAGUAAACACGGAGGGGAAAUAAUGUCCGUGUGUGGCUUAGCUUCGAUAGUGGAUGUCCUACGGGGUGAGGACCUGGGACUUCCCAUGGACACAAGUGUAGGACCCAAUGCAAAGGAAGGAAAUGGUAUACCUGAUAUUGAUGUGGACGAACAAGGAAAAGAAGAUAAUCACUACGCGCAAGAUCUUGAUGAACUCAUCUCUUCUCACCUUGCGUAUUCGUAUCCCUCCUACAAUGCAUCAUCUGCUCGGAGUUUACAUGUAUUCCUAACAGGCGCGACAGGUUUCCUAGGUGCAUUCAUUUUGCAGCAGCUUCUUGAGACUCAAUCCUCCUCUUCUUUUGUGUCUCAUGUCACCUGUCUCGUCCGUGCGUCUUCCCCCUCUUCCGCUAUAGCUCGCCUACGCGACUCCUGCGCAUCUCGCGGUGUAUGGUCCGAUUCAUGGAUAUCCAGUAACCGUCUUACCGUUCUUCCUGGUGAUCUUGCCCUACGCCACUUUGGUGUAGCAUUCUCCCAGUGGGAGAGAUUAGAGCAUGAAGUCGGCGUAGUAAUGCAUAAUGGUGCUUUGGUGCAUUGGGUAUACCCAUAUGAGAGGUUCAAGGCGCCGAACGUGAUGGGAACGCUCACUGCACUCGAAUUAGCAGGAACCCAGGGAAGGACCAGGUCUAUGGUGUUUAUUCUCGGUUGUUGCGUUCUGGAAAUGGAUGAUCUUGAGACUGCUCGGCGGGGACUUAGAACGGGAUACGGCCAGAUCAAAUGGGUUGCCGAAAAGCUGCUAUUCGAGGCAGGAAAGAGGGGUUUGAGUGGAUAUAUCAUCAGACCAGGAUAUGUUGUCGGGGAAAGUAAAGGUGGUGUCACGAACACGGACGACUUCGUGUGGCGGAUGGUCAAAGGAUGUGUGCAACUGGGAAGCAUUCCUGAUAUGUCUAAUGGGGUGAAUAUGGUGCCGGUGGACCGAGUAGCAAUGUGCUGUGUGAGUGCGGUGACAGCAAGCCUUAUCCCAUCAGAUAAUGCAUCGUCAGAGAAAAGCGGUCCUGGAGGCAACAUGAGUGUGAUGCACGUUACCGCACGUCCGCUGCCCACCUUCAAUGAUCUCUUUACUGCUCUCAAAAUAUACGGCUGGGCAGUGGAGAAGACAGAGUAUCUGCAGUGGCGAGAGGUGGAAGAAGAUAACGCUCUCUUCCCUUUUCUACAUUUUGUUCUCGAUGAUCUUCCUACAUCCACAAAGGCACCGAUGCUGGACGACAGGAACGCUGUAGCUGUUGUCGAGCGUGGCAGGAUUAGCGAGUACGAUCCCCCGAACACAAUCGACGAGAAGCUUAUGGGCCGGUAUCUUGCAUGGCUUGUUCGUGCCGGGUUGUUGCCUCCUCCACAGGACGGUCAAGGUGGCCAGAAUCUACCGGAACUCGAGGGUGGUGUUACUACGGCCGCAGGAAGAAGUGGAAUCUAA
Messenger RNA from Lentinula edodes (shiitake mushroom), 3267 nucleotides. Its product is annotated as male sterility protein-domain-containing protein. Bases 1 to 3267 code for a protein of 1088 amino acids. NCBI's taxonomy places the organism in Eukaryota, Fungi, Basidiomycota, Agaricomycetes, Agaricales, Omphalotaceae. The record is from RefSeq and is a predicted model, not a curated record. The transcript has 11 exons.